AUGGGCAAAAUCACGUUUUACUGCACAAUCUGUGCAGGCCCCUUAUACGAAUGGGGGCUACGCAAGGCCUCCACGGCGCAACCUGGCGACAACGAAAAUAGUUUAUUUGAUGAUGACUGUGAAUGCUCGGACCAGAGUGAUGACGGCGAGGACUUCAAACAUACGCCAUAUUGCCCGUGUAACCGGGGGUAUUGGGGUGAUAUUCUGCCUGAGCGAGACAUAGCGGUACAAGCCACCUUUGCGGUCCGGAUGCUACGCAUGCAAGGAGAAUACAGUCAAAACGAAGAUGAAUCUGAAUUGCCAAAUGACGACGGUUCUUGCUAUCUGACCCCGAUUGGCGAAUAUGAUUCUUGGUUUGCCUUCUCGCUUUCUGGAUCAGAUGAGAGCCUUUGGCCGAACCAAGAUGGGUUCAUCGUGCAUGAUGCGUGCUGGCAGCUACUGCAGCUAGUGCACAAAACUACAAGGCCGAGCCAACAACCGCUAGAUCUUCGCCGACUCUAUCUUACUAUGAUGGCCCGUGUACUAGGCCCGAAUGAUGUAUAUCUGGAAUGGCGUGACCCCCGGUUAUAUGGCGGUACUACCGAGUUUACAAUGCAGGAAUGGGAGGCUCUCCCGGGCUAUGAGUGGCUUGUUUCAGACCCGUUAAAAGACAUUGACUUUUCGGAGCUCGUUCAGGAAUCUACAUUGGUGGAACCCAGAUCUCAGAACCAGAAUGUAGCGAGAGGUUCGAUACCCGCCGAUCCAUUCGCCAAACUUCCUUUCGAAGUGCAUUGCAUGAUACUAGAACUAUUGCCAUCAGAGUCAGUUCUCAAUCUUUUUCUGAGCAGCUGCUCGUUCCGUGGAGCUUCUACACGCCUACCGCGCGCUUUUUGGAGAUCUCGGAUCUAUACCGAGACGCCAUGGAUUGAGGGAACAUCACUUUUUGAAACAGUGUCGAGCCUAGACGAAAGGGUUGACUAUAAGAAGCUUUUAUCUCUUCUCAAAGAAACCAGUGCCAGUUGUCCGGAUGGCAGAAAUGACCGAUAUGAAACCAAUCUGUCGUUAAAGAACCGCCGUCGAAUCUGGUCCUGCUGUGAAGGUAUUCUGGAUAUUCUAAGCCGCCGAACGAAGGAGUCAGGAUCCGUCUCAAGUGAACUGGAAUCCAUCACCAGCUCCCAGGUUGCGCGUAUUCGCGACAAAGCCGACAGCGAGACGAGAACGCUAGUAGAGAGCGAGACAUACUUCCGCCCAACCAUUUUGGAUCCACCGCGUCUCAGCAGUUUGACGGUGUACUUCUCAAAACAAACAUCGAUUACCGGAAUCGAGUGGCGCUUAGAAGGGGAGGAAUCUGGUCGCCUCUUCGGGAAAAGGGCCACUGGCAUGCAGAGCGUUGCACUUCCUGCGGACCUUGUCAUCGCCGGUAUUGUGUUAUCACUGGGGCCUAAGUCGCUAAAAGCUUCGGACCGAAUGGCCUUUGGGUUGGGCCUCCUGUCUAUGGACAGAGUCGAUGAACCACGAGUAAAACUGGGGACAUGGACGGAGAACGAUGUCGUCAAAGUCUUCCGUCCUGCACUGAACCAGUCAGCGGCCGUCGUCGGCAUCACCGGCCAAUACAGCGUUCGUCUUCCCCAACCUUUCUCUUUAAAUCAGACCUAA
Messenger RNA from Aspergillus versicolor CBS 583.65, 1635 nucleotides. RefSeq lists its product as uncharacterized. The record is from RefSeq and is a predicted model, not a curated record. Lineage: Eukaryota; Fungi; Ascomycota; Eurotiomycetes; Eurotiales; Aspergillaceae. The transcript is spliced from 4 exons. Gene Ontology annotation, molecular function: protein binding. The coding region runs from base 1 to 1635 and encodes 544 amino acids.